AUAAGGCGUCUUGCUGCCCUCGUCGUCGUCUCGGAGCCUUGGUUUCCCGCGAAACCCGAUUCUUACUAGCAGUUCCGGACGAAUUACCGCCCUUCCAUGGAAUCACUUCGAGCUUCCAAAGAGGCCGAUUGAAAUCCUCGUAUCAGAGUAGCCAUCGCGGGACAUGAACAACGAUCGAUGCGUAAAAUGAAGAAAAAAGAGAAGAAGAGUGCAUACGAAUACUGCCUCGUCUGCAAACUAAACCACGAUCAAGGGCAGCGCCAUAAGUAUUUUCCCAACCACAAAAAAUCUCUUUCUGCUUUUCUAUCUCGGUUCGAGAUCAAGCUGUCCGACGUUCGCUUUUUUCUUAACACCCCUUUUCCCCUCACGCCCGAGUAUGCUUCUCACAAUCGGUUCUGGUGCAUCUUUUGCAAUGUUGAAGUCGAUGAGAAUGAUAGUUCGUUCGCAUGUAGCAAUGCAAUUAAACACCUAGCCAGUGCGGAUCAUCUGAAGAAUUUGAAGCAUUUCUUAUGGAAGUAUGGUGGUGAUAUGGAACGUUUGAAUAAUUAUAGAAUUUUAGAAGCUGAUGAAGCUAAGUGGGAGAAGAAGUGCAAAGUACAAAGCAUAGCUGCUACAUCCAGUCUUGGACCUGCAAAUGAUAUCCACAAUCAACCUGCAAAUGAUAUCCACAAUCAAGUCCAAUAUGGAAAAUUUGAUAAUUUUGGGAAUAAUAAUAUCCACUCUGUUGAAUCUAGUUCGUCAAUUAGUGUUUUGCCUUUACACAGUUAUACAAAUGAGUAUCAGGUAUCCAAUUCAUCCUAUUCAGGAUCCUCUGAUGUUUCGAAUUUGGUCUCAUUGCCACACAAUACCACUUCUUCUUUGCAUGCUGGUUCAUGUUCUGGUGCACAUGUAUGGAGCCCAAAGAAUUUACCAUUGAACGAGGACAACAAGCAUUACCAUCUGAAUAGUGGUAGAACGUGUACUGCUAAUGGUCAUUUUAGUGGUCAGGGGAUGUCCAGGAUGCAUCAGAGUGAAAGAACUUUGAAUGAAGAAAGCCAUACUGAGGGUUUUCAGACCCUCACUCGGAUUUCUAAUAUUGUUUCUGGAGAUUCCGGAGGAAAUGUUCAGUCUGGGAUGUUGCCUCCUUGGCUUGAAAACCAUGAAGAUAGUGGGUUUAAGGUUCAAAUAAGACCAGUGGUUGGGGGUGGCGUUUCUUCCUUGAAUGAAUCUGCAAAGUCCAAGAAACUGAACCCCAAACGGGUAGGAGCUGCAUGGGCUGAAAAAAGAAAGUUGGAGAUGGAAAUGAAGAAGAGAGGAGAAAUUGUCCAAAGCUAUCAUGACGAGAAUUGGCUUCCUAAUUUUGGUAGGGUAUGGCAAUCUGGUAGCCGUAAAGAAUCUAGAAAAGAAUUUGAGAAGGAGAAAUCAAAAUUCCUGAUGGUUGAAAAUCCACCUGAACCAAAUGUCAAUAUUCAGCCAUACAUUAGCAAACGGAUGCGAAGAGAUCGGGAGGAUGUGGAUGAUACUGCCAAUCACGCGAGCAUAUAAGAAAACAAUUUUCAAAAGCAUUUCUUCUAGAGAAUAUUUGCACAUUCACAAUGCUUGUCACAGUUUGGCUUGGAGAUAGAAUUAGGCUGGAGUUUGAUAGGAAACUUCAGAGGCAGACUUAUUCCACCUCUUCAUUCGUGUAUUGGCAAUUUACUCAAAACUGUUUGCAGUAAACAUGACUUCAAUUUUCUUAAGGUAUCCGGUAAAAAAAAGCCUCAAGAUAUUAGUUUAGUGGUACUUGAGAACAAGAUCUUUUAGAAUGAAGCUCUGUUGGAUCA
Molecule: messenger RNA, 1802 nt
Organism: Cucurbita maxima (winter squash)
Lineage: Eukaryota; Viridiplantae; Streptophyta; Magnoliopsida; Cucurbitales; Cucurbitaceae
Product: TITAN-like protein
Exons: 7
Coding region: 178-1524 (448 amino acids)
Source: RefSeq, a predicted model, not a curated record